Prorocentrum cordatum is the source of this 1149-nucleotide messenger RNA. The record is from the annotation of a GenBank genome assembly. Lineage: Eukaryota; Dinophyceae; Prorocentrales; Prorocentraceae.
CGGGGCCAGGCUCCAAGGCGCCGCCGCCAGGCUUCAAGGCGCCGCCGCCGGGGCCCGGCGGCGAAGGGCCCGGCCAUGCCUGGUCCGUCGGCGCCCGCCCGCUGCCGCCUCAGCCCGGCGACGACGGGCACAGCGCUCUGCGUGGCGUCGGUGGAGUGCCUCCGCCGGCAGCCAGCGGUCCGAGUGCGGACGGGCCUGCUGGCGCACCGGUUCCUGCUGGGCCAGUCCUGCCGCCCAAGCCUGGCUGCGAUGGUCCCUCGCCGAGCCGCGCCACAAAGGCCCCGCCACCGCCAGGGCCUGGUGGUGGCAAGCCUGGCACAUUGGCAGCGAGUCAACAUCGAAAUGCAGGCCAUGCUGGUGAUGCAGUGGUUUCUGGCCGGUUCGACAUCGCGGUAAAGGCCAUGCUGGCGCGACCUCAGAAACCAUAUUCCUUCAGCUCACUGCAGCCGAAUCUGCGCGGUGCCGCUGUCCCUUCGCCAGCGGCAACCACAACAGGCGCCGUGCAACAGCAGGUUGAGCCACGCCCCCCACUCCCUCCUGUGUCUUCCAACGCACCAGCGACGGCAAGCAGAUUGACGGUAAAAUGGUUUCCGCUGCCAGUGCCGCACGGAGACUUACGGCUCUGCCUGCAGUGGGAUGGCGAUUUGGAGUCGGAGCAGCUUCAGUAUGCGUCCCACCUGGUCGAAGAGAUCAUUGGGUGCGAUACGAGCGCCGUCGAGGAAGGCGAGCAUGCGGACUGUCACCUCGAGGAGUACUUGAUGACACCGGUGAUGUCCGCCGCGCCCCCACGAACCAGCUUGUACGCGGGCACGUGCGCCUUAGGCGCUGCCAACAACAUCAAUCUGCGAAGAAGCUGCGCGCGCAUGGCGCUGGUACUGGCGAUCGCGGCACGGUUCCGCGAGGUCGGCUCCGCUUUCCAGCGCAGCUACCCUGCGCUCGCGAACCUCCUGCACGAGGCCGAGGUCGUCGGAGUGCAUGCUGGCCUCUGACUUCGCUGCCUUCGCCGCCCAGUACCCGGACCCUGCACGCCCGCCGCCGCAGCCCGCGCAGCACUGCGAGCCCCCAGGGCCGCCGCCUGGGCCACCGCCGCCUCCGGGCGCGGCGCUGCUGCCCGGCGAGGCGCAGCAGCCACGCGGGCCACCGCCGCCG